Messenger RNA from Vespa crabro (European hornet), 1186 nucleotides. It is a transcript of the gene MED8, whose product is annotated as mediator of RNA polymerase II transcription subunit 8. The record is from RefSeq and is a predicted model, not a curated record. Gene Ontology annotation, molecular function: transcription coregulator activity; RNA polymerase II cis-regulatory region sequence-specific DNA binding. NCBI's taxonomy places the organism in Eukaryota, Metazoa, Arthropoda, Insecta, Hymenoptera, Vespidae. Gene Ontology annotation, biological process: regulation of transcription by RNA polymerase II. Gene Ontology annotation, cellular component: core mediator complex; mediator complex. Bases 180 to 968 code for a protein of 262 amino acids. The transcript has 8 exons.
AUGAUUCGACAUGAUAGAUAAUCGUGUUGUGAUAUUUUUUGAACAGUGAUUAAAAAUAUAUUUGUUAGAAAAAUUCAUUUAAUUCCUUAGAUAAAGAAUUCUAUUUCUUUCUAGAAAAAAUUAUAUUUAUAAUAUAUAUUAUUGAAUCAGAUAUAUUUGCUUAUACAAGAAUAUAAAAAAUGCAACGAGAAGAAAAGCAACUAGAUGCUGCCCUAGAGGCUAUUAUUACGAGAGUUAAUGAUUUGAAGACAUCUAUUGCAUCAAUGAUAUUUAAAUUAGAACACGAGUAUGAAACUUUAAAUUGGCCAAAUUUUCUUGACAAUUUUGCACUUAUUUCUGGUCAUUUGACCAGUUUAUCCAAGAUACUUAGUCACGACAAAGCUCCAAGCUUAAGAAAUCUUACAGUAUUACCAUUGCGCUUAAAUCCUGAGAAAGAUGAAGAAUUACUUCGAUUAACUGAAGGCAGAAUUCCGACAUUUGCUCAUGAUUCAGUACCUGAUUAUUUAAGAACUAAAUUAGAACCUCAAGUGGAACAAAAAAUGAUGCAGUUAGAAGCCAAAGCAGCAAAUUUAAAUCAUGAAGCUUCUCAUGAAUAUAAUAAACAAGUAGCACAAUAUACUAAAGUGAUUAGUCAUGUUUGGGAUAUAGCAAAUAAGGCACGUGAAGAAUGGGAAAGUGAAGCUGGUUCUAGAGCAACACAAGCACAAACCAGUAGUGCAGCAGAUACUCAUGCACUUGUUGCUGCUGUUGGAAUGGGAAAAGGAUUGAAAUCCGAUUCAGUUCCAAUGGUCCAAUCAAAUGUUAACCCCGUACCAAGUGGUAUGAUGGUAGGUAGACCUGCAAACCAACAACAGUCUGGAGGACAAGGACCACUUGGAAAUACACAAAUGGGACAAAUGAACAAAGCUCCUAGCGCAAUAAAAACAAAUAUUAAAGCUGCAUCACAAAUUCAUCCGUAUGGAAGAUAGGAGAUAUUAAUAUUUUUAUUAAAACAUGUGACAACAUUAUAACUGAAAAAGCAUUAGAUCGUGGGGAUAAUAUUUUAUUCAUAACAGGAAAAAUAGUUGCUUUUAAGCCUUGUUCUUGUAACCAACACAAUCGAUCUUGUAAGAUUAUUGAUUCUGCUGGUGCUUGUAAAAUUAAUUGUAGACCAGUAUAAAUUUCUACUUCUUUCGAUCUUUGACAA